Messenger RNA from Hippopotamus amphibius kiboko, 1125 nucleotides. It is a transcript of the gene GCG, whose product is annotated as glucagon. Gene Ontology annotation, biological process: adenylate cyclase-modulating G protein-coupled receptor signaling pathway; positive regulation of insulin secretion involved in cellular response to glucose stimulus; negative regulation of apoptotic process. The coding region runs from base 99 to 641 and encodes 180 amino acids. Gene Ontology annotation, cellular component: extracellular region. The record is from RefSeq and is a predicted model, not a curated record. Gene Ontology annotation, molecular function: hormone activity; glucagon receptor binding. The transcript has 6 exons. Lineage: Eukaryota; Metazoa; Chordata; Mammalia; Artiodactyla; Hippopotamidae.
ACAGAGCUCAGGACACCGCACACCCGAAGUCCUGAAAAGAGGGCUCGCUCUCUCUCCACCUGCUGUGUUCCACCUCCUGGAGUCAGAAGGCGGCAAAAAUGAAAAGCAUUUACUUUGUGGCUGGAUUAUUUGUAAUGCUGGUACAAGGCAGCUGGCAGCGUUCCCUUCAGGACACAGAGGAGAAAUCCAGAUCGUUCCCAGCUCCCCAGGUCGACCAGCUCACUGAUCCGGAUCAGAUGAACGAAGACAAGCGCCACUCACAGGGCACUUUCACCAGUGACUACAGCAAGUAUCUGGACUCUAGGCGUGCCCAGGAUUUUGUGCAGUGGUUGAUGAACACCAAGAGGAACAAGAAUAACAUUGCCAAACGUCAUGAUGAAUUUGAGAGACAUGCUGAAGGGACCUUUACCAGUGAUGUAAGUUCUUAUCUGGAAGGCCAAGCUGCCAAGGAAUUCAUUGCUUGGCUGGUGAAAGGCCGAGGAAGGCGAGAUUUCCCAGAAGAAGUCACCAUCGUUGAAGAACUCCGCCGCAGACACGCCGAUGGCUCUUUCUCUGAUGAGAUGAACACGGUUCUCGAUAAUCUUGCCACCCGAGACUUUAUAAACUGGUUGCUUCAGACAAAAGUUACUGACAGGGAGUAAGUGAGUCACUACUCAAGAUCAUCUUCACAGCAUCACCUGCCAGCCAUGUGGGAUGUUUGAAAUUUUAAGUUCUGUAAAUUUAAGAGGUGUAUUCUAAAGCCAUAUUGCUUUGCAUGCCAAUAGAUAAAUUUCCUUUUAAUAUUGUGUAACCAAAAGAUUAUAAAUGGAAUAAACCAUUGUCAAAAUAGUGCUAAAAUAUCAGCUUUAGAAUAUGAAAAUGCAGAAUUCUCUUAUUCUUCUUAUUUUGGAUGAAGUACCCUAACCUGCUUACACUUAGCAAUGAAAUUGUUGUUCUGUGAUAUAAUCUGUAUACAUAAAUUAUUCCGAUCACAACAUAUUUGCAUUAUAAUAAUAGGGUAAGGGAAGGACUGGUAGCCACAGUUGUGAAACUGGAAAGAGAACUUUCUUCUUGAAACUUUGUCAUAAAAAUGCUCAGCUUUCAAUAUAAAAAAGGUAGACUAAAUAAAAAUUUCAAGUUCCUUCA